Messenger RNA from Engraulis encrasicolus (European anchovy), 7860 nucleotides. It is a transcript of the gene atn1, whose product is annotated as atrophin 1. The record is from RefSeq and is a predicted model, not a curated record. Bases 685 to 6879 code for a protein of 2064 amino acids. Gene Ontology annotation, cellular component: nucleus. NCBI's taxonomy places the organism in Eukaryota, Metazoa, Chordata, Actinopteri, Clupeiformes, Engraulidae. Gene Ontology annotation, molecular function: transcription corepressor activity. The transcript has 10 exons.
AUGCGGCAUGGUGGAUAUAUAUGUGCUAGCCCGCACAAUCACAGUUUGGGGCAGCUCAACUGAUUGACAAUAGCCUCGGAAAUAUCGGGGCAAGGUCCUCCUCUCUUUCUCCACCAUAUUUUGUGAGUUUAGGCCCUCUCCCUGCGCCUCUUCCUCUCUUUCCCUCCCUCUUCCCCCUUUCCUUAAGAAUAUGGAAAUCACGCCCCCUUCUCUCUCUUUCUCUGCGACUCGCAGUGCCUCCCUUGCUCGCCCCCUCCGUCAAAAACGUACGCGUACCGACGGCAAAAAAGUGCAAGCCGUCUUGACAGAGGAGAGAGGGGGAGAAAGAAAAAAAGAGGGCUGAAGGGGGUGGGGAGGAGGCAAACGUACGCAUCAAUUUGUACAGUCUUCAGCAGCGACCCUUUCCCUGCACUGACUUGGAAGGGGAGCGGAGAGAGGGAACAUUUCUGCAUUAUUGCAAUGUGAACCUAUCCGUGCCUCACUGUCUGUGCAUGUGCUUGUUCCCGUCCUUGUAUGACAACGUACAGUACAACCGAGGGACUGAAAGAAAAAGAGGAGUGGGAGAAAGGGACACGCUUCGCUGGAUACCUUAGGUCUCUAAGGCCGUCAUGAGCACAGGGGCCGGCUCAGAACUUGUUUUUGAAAUGGCUGCAGGGAAGAAAUGGACCACGUAGGGUGGCGACAAUGAAAACUCGAACUCACAAAGAAUCGAUGCCCAUGCGCAGUGGGCGUAGGAGGGGGGGCAGCGAGGAGAGGAGGGGUCGGCGCCCUCACCCCAGUCCCUCUCGAGCCGAGCGCAAUGACAGGCAAACGCAACGGCCAUCUGGCGAGGAGCUGCCUGUCAACCGUUUCAACUGUAGACCGCAGGGCCACGAUUCGUCAGAGAGCGAGGGGGAGGAACAUGUCCCUCCCCCAAAGAGACAGAAAGUACAGGACUCCGCGUCCACCAACCCCCCAACUUCAACCCAUUCGACGGACACGUCCAACGUAGCCCCUCCGCCCCCGCCGCCACCCAUAGCAGCAGCAGCAGCAGCACCCAACCAGCCGCGCGGCGAGAGUGACAACGAGGACGGCCAAUCCCAGGGCAGCAGGAGCUCGGUAGGCGGCAGUCUGGCCAAUAGCAGCAGCAGCCUGAGUAGCGGGCGGGACAUUGACCAGGACAAUCGCUCCUCCUCCCCGAGCCUGUCUGCUUCGCCAUUGGCCAGCCUGGACUCCGAGUCCGACUCACCUGACUCGCCCAAGCACGCCGACCAAUCGCGGGAAAGGGAACCGCGUGACAAAAAUUCCACAAAGGAAAGCGCGGGCACCAAAUCUGGUGGCGGAGAAGAGCGCAAAAGUGGCAACCGGGUUGGUGGCAGUGCGAGUGUUGGUGGUGGUGCCACUGGAGGGGGUGGAGGUGAUGAGGGAGGCGCUAGCGAACGCCGAGACGGUGACGGAGGAGGGGUGGAGGACAUGCCACCGGCACCUCUGAAACCCUCACCCUCAUUGGCUCCCUCCCUCCGUGGUCCUGGCGAGCUAUUGGCUGGUGAGGGUAACGCCAGCGGUGGUGGUGGUGGUGGCGGUGGCAUUGGCAGCAGGAAGUCCUAUUUCUCAUUGGACUCUAAGCUGGUGACCAAAAUGGAGUACACAGGGCCGGCAGGAGUGAUGCCGGAGGGCCUGCACACUGGCGGGGGUGUCGGUGGUGGUGGUGGUGGUGGUAGGAUGAACUCUAAAGUGAAUGCUCAGGCAGGGAACAAGGCAGGUGGAGGAGGAGGAGUAGGUGGAGGUGGAGGUGGAGGUGGAGGAGGGGGGACUGGUGAGUACCCUCAUGGGAACCAGAACACCUCCCAUCCUCCACCCCUGCCCCUGCCGCCACCGCCUGCCCUUAAGCCCCUGGAGGUGGGCCAGAACCUGCCCGGCGAUGGCAAAGGUGACAAGCUGGACAAGGCGGACAAGACAGCUCCUCCGUCCUUGCUGCCCCAGACCAGCCCGUUGCCACAGCAACAGACACAGCAACAGCAACAACAACAACAACAGCAACAGUCACAACAGCAGUCCCAGCAGCCUCCCCUGCCGCCCCACACCCACCACUACACCCCCACCAGUUGGCCCGGCAACGCCACCUCCACCGGUUGCCCGGGAAACUGGAGCUACGCUCGUUACCCCGGCAACCACCACCACCCGCACCCGCACCCCCACCCCCCGGUUCAGCAGCAGCAGCUGCCGUCCGUCUACAACCCCCCCUCCCGGCAACACCCCCCUUACCUGGCCGCGCACCCCCACCGGGAAUACCUGCCCAGGUACGCAGGGGCGGCCGCCGUGGCUGCUGCCGCAGCUGCACAGGCCGACCGCGAGAGGGAGAGGGAGAGGGAGCGGGAGAGGGAACGAGGCCAGGGACCAGGGCCGGGGCCGGGCCAGGGACAGGUGGACCGUGACAGGGACAGGGACAGAGGGGUGCGAGAGUUUGGGGGAAGAGGCGGGGAGAUGGGUCGAGAGUUCCCCAUUAACAUCAACAGCAGCAACAGGGACAACAAUAGGGACAGCAGUAGUGGAGGCAGCAGCAGCAACAGCAGCAGUGCAGGUGGUAUGAAUAACAACAGCGGUGGGGGUGGGGGUGGGGGUGGAGGCAACAUGAGCACCUGUGGAGGAGGAGGAGGAGGAGGAGGGGGAGCCAGGGACGGUAACCAGGCCAGGGAGUUCGGGAGCCUGGCAGGAGGCCAGGGGCGCGAGUACAGUGGGCUGGGUCCGCAGGGAGGAGGAGGAGGAGGAGGAGGAGGUGGGCGCGACUGCCCCCCAGGACCCGGGGGGAGGGAAUUUGGGUCAGGUUUCAGAGAGAGGGAGAGAGAACGAGAGAGGGAGAGAGAGAGGGAUAGGGACGUGGGCGGAGGGAGGGAGUUCCCCACGCCUAACCAGCAGCACCAGGGGCAAGGUAGAGAGUUUGGGCCGGGUGUUGUGGGGGGAGGGGUGCACGUCAGGGACAAGGAGGGCAGGUGGGGGGAGUUUGGCGGGCAGCUGCGAGACUCCGGGGGUAACAACAACCCCGGUAACAACGGUAACAGUGGCGUAGGAGGAGGACCAGGGAACAUCAACAACAACAACCCUGGAUCUGGACUGAAUCGAGACCGAGACCGAGACCGGGACCGGGACCGGGACCGGCCAAACUCGCCCCCGAAUGGCAACCCGAACCACCCAGCCCAUGGCACCGGCGGCCCUCACUCCCAAGGCCCCAACCACCCAGGCAGGGACAGGGACAGGGACAGGGACAGGGACUACCCCCCUGGCAUGGACCCUCCCCACCCGCAGCCCGGCCAGCACAAUAACAAUCGGCCCCCCUCCUCCGGACCGGACCCCCACCCACCACCCCACUACCUGAGAGAGUACCCCCCGCCCGGCUCCAAGGACUACCCUUCCUCUCAAGGUGGACCCCAAAACAAUGCCCCGCCGCACGGGCCGGGAGGUAGAGAGUACCCCAGCCCCACCAACAUGCCUCAGAACAUGGGGCGCGAGUAUGGGGGAGGAGGAGGGGGAGGAGGCCCGAUGCCCCAUCCGCCCCAUCAUCCACACUACCAGGGUGGACAGACGGGCCUGGCCCACCAGGCAAGGGACCGAGAGCGGGACAGGGACGGAGGUGGCCCCCAUCCCCCCCAUGGACACUACCACCACAACCGAGCUGGUGGAGGUCCCCACCAUCCCCCGGCUCUCUCCCCCUCCACGGGGGCCUACGGACAUCCGCCCUACCCUCCCCCGCCACCCCCUCCGCCUGCCUCCCAGCCCUCCGGCGGCCACGGAGCCAAUCACGGCCGAGCGGGAGGGCCGUAUUCGUCCAAUCAGACGCCCCCGACCCCUCUGUCACCGCUCCCGAGCCCCUCGACCAACCAGAUACCAGGGAUGCCCCCAUUUAACCAAUCAGGCCCCGCGGCGUCUGCGGCAAACAUCCAGCUUCCUGCCUCGGGCGUGGCGACGUCCUGCCCGUCCGGUUGCCGUCCUUCCCCUUAUCAUAGCACUUUAAAUAGCCACGGCCCUUACAGCGGGGGCUAUCAUGGGAACGCUCACAAUAUCAAUGCCAUGGCAGCCAACAACACCGCUAAUGGCAUUGGUGGUGGUGGCGGCAUAGGCAACAGUAACAACAGCACACAUUUGCCGAACCUCUCGCCACAGAAUCCCCCCAAGGUUCAGCAUGGUGGUGGUCCGCAUGGCGGGCCCAACACCGUGGGCCCAGAUGGUCCACACAACAACAGCCCGAUUGGCUCCUUGCAGCCGCCCGUCAUCAAGGAGGAGCCAAUGGAAGAGCGAGAGGAGACGGACACCCCACCCCCUGUCUUGAGGAGCCCCUCCCCCGAGCCAAAGCUUGUCGACAUUCCGAUCCAUGCCAGCCAAUCAGCGCGGUUCCACAGGGUACUAGAUCGAGGCACGGGGAACUCGUGUGCUCGCAGUGAUGUUCUCUUCAUCCCACUGGAUGGCUCCAAGCUCUGGAAGAAGCGCAACGAGGCCAUCGAGAGGGCCCGGAGAGAGGUGGAGCAAAGAGCCCGGGACCUGAGGGAGAAAGAGAGGGAGCGAGAGAGGGAGAGAGAAAGAGAGAGGGACCUGGAACGCCAACUACAGCAAAAGGAUGGUAACGGUGGCACGCCGGGGGCACUAGGACCCGGAGGUCCCCGUACCGGCGCCUCCCUCUUCUUCCCCACUUCCUCCUCCAUCCUCCUGGACCCCGUCUCCUCCACUGCUUCCGUGGUUAACCCCAUGCACACCAUGCACACAUCCCACGCGCAACACCACCACCACCCGGCCGCCCACCACCCCACCCACGUGCACUCCCUGCACCCCUCUCACCACCUGCACCCCUCCCUCUCCCACUCCAUCCCCCACUCCCUGCUCCUGCCCUCCAUGGGGGGUCACCAGGUGGUGGGAGGUCCCCAGGGUGCGUUGGGCCUAGGCCUGGGUGGCCCCUACUUGGGUCCCGACACGCCUGCGUUGCGCACCUUGAGCGAGUACGCCCGUCCCCACGCCAUGUCGCCCCUCGGGGCAGCCGCUAGGGCCCAGGCGGGCCACCACCCGCACAUGCACCCCCACGCGCACCCCCACGUACACCCCUCCUUCUUCCUGCCCCAGUUCCAGAACCCCGCGUUGGCACACCCGCACCACCUGCCCACGGAUGCCGCCACGGCCGCCGCCAUCCUGGGCUUCCUGUACGGUGGAAGUCUGGAGGGGGCGCCUGGCAUGGCUGCCCACGGAGCGCCGGGGGGCGGCCCAGGCGGCAUGGGGGCCGCCGGGCUGGGUGGAGUGGGCUUCCCGCACGCCCACGCCCACGCCCACGCCCAGGCCCAGGCCCAGGCCCACGCCCACGCGGCGGCUGUGGCUGCCCAGCGAGACCGCAUGGUGAAGCCCGGGUUCGAGUUUAAGAGUGAGGAGCGCGUGUAUCCGGCAGGGGCCAUCACCGAGGCCGCCUUGUCUCUCUCCCACGCGCACACGCACGGCCACACGCACCCGCUGCUGCUGGGGGCCGGGGCGUCGGCCGGGGGCUCCACCAGCGACGUGUCCCUCUACGGCACCCCGCCUCCGUCUGCACCCCCUUCCCAGGGCAGCCUUCCCACCACCCCCCUCAGCACGCCAGGCAUCCGCCACCCGAACCCCACCCCCCACCCCCCCACCACCACCACCAACCCUGCCACAGCCUCCGGAAUCCCACCCACUCACCCGAACCAGCCUCCAGGCUCCAAUCAGAACCCUCCGUCCACCCAAGCCGGUCCCAACACCUCCACGGCCCCUCCUCAAGCACCCCAGUCCGGCCCUCCUCUCCCCGUGACGUCCGGGCCGCCUCCAUUGGCCCUCGGCUCCGUCCUUCACAACCCGGCGUCCAAUCACCCGGCCUUCCAGAGCCUUAACUCCUCCUCCCACCAGCACCAGCACCAGCAUCAGCACCAGCACCAGCACCAGGCGUCGGUGGUGCCCCCGCCUCCCCCGCACUCGGCCUCCUCCGACAGCUUCUCCUCCUCCUGCCACAGCCGCUCGCCCAUGAGCGACAGAGCGCGCAGCGUGGAGAGGGAGAGAGAGAGGGAUCGCGACCGAGACCGCGACAGAGACAGAGACCGUGACCGAGACCGAGACCGCAGCCUCCCUUCCGAAAGGGAACGAGAGAGAGAACGGGAGAGGGAGAGGGAGCGAGAGAGGGAGCGAGAGCGAGAGAGGGAGAGAGGAGUCCCCGGAGGCGGAGCAGGAGGCCCCGGAGCGGGGGGAGGAGCAGGAGGAGGAGGAGGAGGAGGAGGAGGUGGAGGUGCUGGGGUUGGGGGUUCAACGGCUACAGCAGCAGCAGCAGGAGGAGGAGCAACGGCUCCUGGAGGAACAGCAGCAGGGGGAGCUGCAGGAGCCACAACAGGAGCAGGAGCAGGAGCAGGAGGAGGUGGAGGAGCAGGGGCAGGAGGAGGAGGAGGAGGAGGUGCCGGAGGGGAGACGCUGGGCCGGCUGCCCAUGCUGAACGUGACGCCCCACCACCACCAGCACUCGCACAUCCACUCACACCUGCACCUGCACCAGCAAGACACAGCAGCGGGAGGGGUGCACCCCCUGAUGGACCCCCUGGCGUCGGGCUCGCCCCUGGCCCGCCUGCCCUACCCCGGAGCCGCCCUGCCCCCACCCAUCCUGGCCGCGCACCCCCUUACUGAUAGCGAGGUGCUGCGCCAACAGCUCUUUGGAGGUCCCUUCCGGGAGCUGCCCCAGUCCUCGUCCCUGGGUGGCUCCAUGUCGGCGGCGCACCAGCUGCAGGCCAUGCAACAGGCCCAGAGUGCCGAGCUGCACAUCCAGCGCAUGGCCCUGGAGCAGCAGUGGAUCCACCACCACCACCACCACAGCCUCGCGCAGGACGAGUACUACAGCCACCUGAAGAAAGAGAGUGACAAAACACUGUGAGGGAGGGAUCCAUGAGAGGGGGAGGCCUAAACUAAAACUAGAAGAAAGAAGGGAUGGACAGAAGGAGAGAGCAAACGAGGAAAAAGAGAGAGGAGGAGAACAUAGGAACACGAGGAGGAGCACACGUGCAAAUGAAUGAACGAGUGAUAUUGAAUAAUGAAAAAAACGAGAGCACUGAGAGGACUAUAACAGAACUGGAAGGACUCGCAUGCGAGAGAAAGAGAGAGAGAGAGAGAGAGCGAGUUCCAGUAUAAACCGUCCAAUGAGAAGAGUUGGAACUGAGCCGCCACGCCUGAGUCUGGCCAAUCAAUCACAGCCUGUGUAAUUAAUACCGCAAGAAAACCCCACCCACUCAUUAAGUGGAUUCUCUCACCAAACUCCGCCCAGCCAGCCUUGUUGAUAAUGAUCGUUGUACCUUUGUAAAUCAGUGGGGGGCGGUAGAGAGCGCUGUAAACAGACCUCCCUAUUCGCCUGUACUUAUAGCAUAACUACCCCCCCCCCCCCCCCCCCAGAGAAUGUCUGCAAAAAUGAAGUCCUGUUUUAUGUCUUUGCAUGUAGCUAGAAGCCUACCCUGACCUGGUGAAACACUUUGUUUGUUCAUGUUUGUUUGUCUGUCUGUCUUUUUUAUGUUUCUUCAAUGUUUGUUUGUGUUUAUUUGUUGCUUUGUUUUUUGUUUUUCUUUUAGUGAAGCCCUCACUCUAAAAGGACGGGUUUUUGUUUUUUGAAUAAGUAUGCAUGAGACCAAUUUAGUGACCCAUUAUGUUUAUUAUUGAUUGAUAGUAUAAUGAUGAUAAUUAUUAUCAAUGUUGUCUGUUUGUUAAUAAUGAUAUGAUUAUUAUAAAAGCAUAUUAUUUUGUAUUAUUUUUUUAUAUUUUCAUGGUAUCGCUGUGUAUUUUUAGUUUUUUAUUUUGAAUUUCCCUCAUGAAAAAAGAGAUGCAAAAUGAAGGAUGAUGACGAAUAAAAGAUCGUUUUUCUACAUGU